CGUCGGUAUCGGGGUGGCGCGAGUCGAUGGCGGCGCCGCUGCUGCUGCGGCUGUCGCGGGGGGGCGGGCGGGCGCCGCGCUGCGGCCCGUCGUCGUGGGCCCGGGGCCUCCCGCUGCCCGCCGGACGCGCGCUGUCCGGCCCGUCGGCGCCCCGGAAGGAGCUGCUGCUGCGCCUGCGGCGGCGGACCGGCUUCUCCUUCGUCAACUGCAAGAAGGCGCUGGAGGCCUGCGGCGGGGACGACCGGCAGGCGGAGGCGUGGCUGCAGCAGCGGGCCCGGGAGGAAGGCUGGGUCCGGGCCACCGAGCUCCGCGGCCGGAUCGCCCGGGAGGGGCUCGUCGGGCUCCUGGAGGAGGCCAACGCCGCCGUGCUGGUGGAGGUGAACUGUGAGACGGAUUUCGUGUCGAGGAAUGCCAAGUUCCAGCAGCUGGUCCAUCAGGUAGCCCUGGGGACGCUGCGCCACUGCCAGUCCCUGCAGCAGCCACGGUCCACGUACAGUAAGGGCUGUUUGCACGGCCCCGAGCUGUGUGACCUGAGACCCGGGCCCGGCAGAGACGGCUCUCUGGGGGACCAGCUGGCCCUGACCGUCGGCUCCCUGGGAGAGAACGUGCUGCUCCGCCGCGCCGCGUGGCUCACCGCGCCUCCCGGCUUCCUCAUCGGCUCAUACGUGCACGGGACCGUGGACCGGCCCUCCGACCCCAGCGCUCCCGUUGCCGCCGCGCUGGGUAAAUACGGGGCCCUCGUCGUAUGCCGGGCCCCCGACCCGACCCCCGACCGGACCCCUGACCUGGCCUGGCUGGGCCGGCGGCUGGGCCAGCACGUGGUGGGUAUGGCCCCGCUAUCCGUGGGCUCUCUGGACGACCCUCCCGGUGGGGAGGCAGAGACCCGCAUGUUGGCCCAGCCCUACCUGCUGGACCCCGGCCUGACGCUGGGCCAGUUUGUGCAGCCGCACGGCGUCUCCGUGCUGGACUUUGUGCGCUUUGAGUGCGGAGACGAAGGUGGGGACGAAGGCGAGGGCGCGGUGGCCGGCGCCGGGUAGCGCCUGCGAAGGCUGGGGGCCGGGCCCGGGCCCCGGGCGAGGGGCGGGGCGGGGCGGGCCUCGAGUGAGUUGGGGGAGCCGGCCCUGAAGCGCUGGCUGGGAUGAAAAUAAAAAGCGUCUCGGAUGACAACC
Molecule: messenger RNA, 1169 nt
Organism: Ornithorhynchus anatinus (platypus)
Lineage: Eukaryota; Metazoa; Chordata; Mammalia; Monotremata; Ornithorhynchidae
Gene: TSFM
Product: Ts translation elongation factor, mitochondrial
Exons: 5
Coding region: 27-1037 (336 amino acids)
Biological process (GO): mitochondrial translational elongation
Cellular component (GO): mitochondrial matrix
Molecular function (GO): translation elongation factor activity; protein binding
Source: RefSeq, a predicted model, not a curated record